This is a messenger RNA of Elaeis guineensis (African oil palm), 1524 nucleotides long. Its product is annotated as 60 kDa jasmonate-induced protein-like. The record is from RefSeq and is a predicted model, not a curated record. Gene Ontology annotation, molecular function: rRNA N-glycosylase activity. Gene Ontology annotation, biological process: negative regulation of translation. NCBI's taxonomy places the organism in Eukaryota, Viridiplantae, Streptophyta, Magnoliopsida, Arecales, Arecaceae.
AUGGCUGAAUUCGAGGAGAAGUUCAACGUGGAAGAUGAAGGGCAUAGGGGUUACGCGCAAUUGAUUCAGCGCUUGCGCAAUACAUUACGGGCGAGUUAUUCACACAAUCGUCCCGUGCUUCCCCCUCAGCACAUUCCACCUAACAGAUGGUUCGACAUCGUGCUGCGAACCGGAUCUCACGCGAUCAGGCUCAGGAUCCGGCGGGACAACCUCUACUUGGAUGGCUAUCGAAACGAGAAUUCUGAGCAGUGGUUAGAGUUCGGGAGUAAUCCUUCUCCGCAUCUAAUUGCCGGAUCCACCUUCCUGGGCUUCGAUGGUGACUACGAUGACCUGCAACGUGCUGCGCGACACAGAAUGGAGCGCAUAAACCUUGGCCAGCAGCAACUCAUCACUGCCGUAAACCUGCUCGCUACCCCCACAAGUGGCCAGGAGAGGGCGCGGUCACUGAUCAUCGUGAUCCAGAUGAUAUGCGAAUCGAUUAGAUUCGAGCGUAUCUCUCACCAUUUGGCUACCAGAUUCCGCGAAAGUUCGCCGCCCCCUGACUGGAUGCUGGCACUAGAGCACGGCUGGCAAGACCUCUCCUCCGCAUUGCUGCGCGCCGAUGCCGAUCCCGAGGGUCGCUUCCGACUUCCGCAACCCAAUGCUAUGGGAAUACGGACCGCCGAGCAGGCGGCUGCCGUGCUCGGCAUCUUAUUGGCAUUAUGCACCAGACGCGUAAGGAUUCCGUACAUGGCCGCCACCGUCGACGAUGGACAGUGUCCUCUCGGGCGACCACUGGUGGAGGUGUUCGCGGUGCGCGUCAACGACAUCGACAAAGAGGACCCGGGCGAGCUCUACGGCACGAUCGAAGUCACCGACGGGCUGGGUUCCCAAUACCUCUACACACGGACAAGGUCAAAGGGCCAUUACGAGUCCAUCCACCCGGGCCAGAAUGCUUCGCUCACUGGCCCAGCUCGAGCCAUCUCGGCCUAUGGGAGCUUCACCAUCGAUGUGGCUCUCAUGGAUAGGGACGCUGAUCCGUCUCCGGACGAUGAGGUCAGCCACGGGAAGAUCUCGUGGAACGUUUUCCACACCACCAACGUGUACGACAAGCUCUUAUUCCACGAUGUUGAUGGCAAGUACGGCUCGGUGACGGUGAGCUACGCAGUGUUAAGUGAUGCGGCGCAGGCCACUGUCGAGGUUACGCUCAUAAACGGAGAUGGAGAAGACCCCGCCGAUGUCUAUGGACGGCUUUUCGCUCGCAAUGGCGUGGGUGAAAGUGUGCUCUUCUGGAGGAAGUCGGAUGAGGAUAUAGAGGUAAGUCCUGGGAAGCACAUCCCAUUGUCGAGAUCCGUAGUAGCCGUGCCACUCGAGUCCUCCCUCAUAGUUAGAGCGGAUCUGUAUGAUCGCGACAGGGAUGCUUCUCCCGACGAUGAGAUUGCCAAGGGCACUGCGGAAUUCCCUGCUCAACUCUCCGGUACAUCGCAGAAGCAUAUUUCUGGCCAGUACGGUGAGAUCCGUGUGAAGGUCACUUGGACUACUUGA